AUGACUAUGGACGGGGCGGCACAGCGGAUGACUGAUACAAAAGGCGGGUUCAUUUCUCGAGACACAAAACCCCCUGACAUCACCACUGCCGAACUCAGGAUCAAGUUGUCUCUCCAGGUCUCCCUUCGCACGUGUCCUUGCUAUUGGGCUAGCCCCCAGCUACGUUACACCUUCUCCUCCAACGUCAUCUCGGAUAUCAGCUCCUUCGCCAGGGACUUCGACACGUCGCUUUUGGUCGACGAAGUCUGGGAUGCGAGAAGGGACAGCCGCCACGAGCCAUCGAUUACAAACAUCCCGCUGCACUAUGAACGAGCCAAGGCUCUUUGCCUGAGCCGAGCCCUCACAGCCGAUGACAUUGAUAAGCUGACCCCAAGGUUUUGGGAUUUCCACUUCGAUCCCAUUUCUUCUCGGGACAUGACAGCUUUCGUCAUCGCAACUAUUCACCUCAACUUGUGUGUCGGAACGAUUGCCAGAUUCUCGCGUGAGCGACCUGACCUCAUGGCCACCCUCGAGGAACUUCUCGCUUUCAAGGCUUGCGGAGAAUUCAUGUUGACAGAGGUCGGCCAUGGCCUCGACGCCCGCAAUCUGGAGACGACUGCGACGAUGGAAGCCGACGGGUCUUUUACCCUGAACACGCCGAACGCAGGCGCAGCCAAAGCCAUGCCGCCAUCCUCGCCGCUAGCCGGUAUGGCCCGCGUUGCUGUUGUUUUCGCCCGGCUCAUCGUGGGCGGCGAUGACCGAGGGGUGAAGCCUUUUGUCGUGCGGAUCAACGACGCGAGAGGCAUGUGUGACGGCGUUGUGUCGCGUGUGCUCCCUGUGCGGGCCGGGACCAAGCCGCUGGACCACUCCAUCACGACGUUUCACAACGUGAGGCUUCAGCCCGAAGCGCUUCUGGGAUCGGCGUCGCGAGGUGACAACGAGCGAGAGGAGUUUCUUGCCCACAUCUGGAGGGUAUCCGUCGGCACGCUCUCACUCUCCAUCAUGGGGGUGUCUGCCAUCCGAGUUGCGGGCUGCAUCGCCGCCCUGUACAGCCAGCGUCGUCUGGUCGGAGAUAGGAACAGACUGCCCAUCAUGCAGUUCAGCACACAGCAGAGACCGAUCCUGGAAGCACUGGCGCACGGGGAAGUCUUGCAUGCAUAUGCCAAGUGGAGCGUUGGCGAGUUCACCAACCACAAUCACAACGCAGACGUCCGCCGAGGGAUCGCUACCGUCUUCAAAGUCUUGGUUGUGCGAUCGUCUCGUCUACUUCACGAGCUGGCGGAGCGAUGUGGCUGGCAGGGCCUGUACGCGCACAA
Colletotrichum abscissum is the source of this 1295-nucleotide messenger RNA. RefSeq lists its product as uncharacterized. Gene Ontology annotation, biological process: fatty acid beta-oxidation using acyl-CoA oxidase; lipid homeostasis. Gene Ontology annotation, molecular function: fatty acid binding; acyl-CoA oxidase activity; FAD binding. The record is from RefSeq and is a predicted model, not a curated record. Gene Ontology annotation, cellular component: peroxisome. The transcript has 3 exons. The annotation marks the transcript as partial. Lineage: Eukaryota; Fungi; Ascomycota; Sordariomycetes; Glomerellales; Glomerellaceae.